AUCUCUUCUCUCUCGCUUCAAACCCUUGUCGCCAAUUCACUCAGUUAUCUGGAUUCUCCGUUUCUUCGUAAUCGUUAUGAAUUCUGAUUCAGAAUCUCAAUUGGAGAAUAUGUGAGUUUCAAAAUGUUGUUCAAGAAUUUUUCUGGGUUUUCUCUUUAGCGAGAGAGAGAGAGAGAGAGAGAGAGAGAGAGAGAGAGAGAGAGAGAUGUGGGAUUUGAGAAGGCCUCACUUUAUUACGGGUUUCGACCCUUCUCUAUGCUCUGAAAGACUGAAUAUUCCAUGUAGCUUCAUAAAACAUAUGGAAGGAAGAGCACCGGGUCUAGCACUUUUAGUUGGUCCUAGUGGAAAUAAUUGGUAUGUUGGCUUAAUUAUAGUUGACAACGGUUUAUUCCUCAAUGAUGGAUGGGCAGACUUUGUUAGAGAUCACUUUCUUGAACAAGGUGAUUCUCUAGUUUUCAGAUACGAUGGAAAUUUGCAUUUUACGGUGCAAAUUUUUGACCGGAGCUUGUGCGAAAAGGAAGCUGCAUUUAGUGCUGAAAGCAGCCAAGAUUUAAGUAAAUACGAUAUUAGUAUAGUGAAGAAACGAGAGAGAGAAAAAUUAGCCCUAUUAGAUAGCAUCAUUGAAGGUGUCCCCAAAAAAAUGAGAUGCUCCCAAAUGCAAUCCGAGAGCAUGUGUAAAGACCACGAGAACAAUACAAGUGCAGUAAAUGUGGAAGAAUGGAUGCAACAAGCUGAUGGCAAUAGUAACUUGAGAAAUGCUGUCACUGUUGCCUUACCUCUCACGGCAGUUCCACAUGACAAUCCAGAUCCAUCUGUCAGGAAUAGAACCACCAAGCUAGAUAUGCUUUUGUCAGCAUCCGAAGCAGAAAGAAUAGCCCGAUCAUUUACCUCGUCUUUCCCCAAUUUUUUAAAAGUCAUGAAAAGAUUCAACAUAAGUGGUUCUUACACUCUGAAUGUCCCUUAUCAGUUUGCAACAGAACACCUCCCCAAAUGCAAAGUAAAGAUAGUGCUUCGAAAUUUAAAAGGAGAUAGUUGGACAGUGAAUUCCAUUCCAACCACAAAGGUCCAAACAUCACAUACUUUCUGUGGAGGGUGGUUGAGUUUUGUUCGUGAUAAUAACAUUGAUAUUGGAGAUAUCUGCAUCUUUGAGCUUGUUCGCAAGUUUGAGCUGCAUGUGAGAAUUCUUAGAGUAGGAAAGGAAGGGAUAGUUAGUCAUGAUGGUGAGGCAGCUAAAUUAACUAAUGGUUGUACAACAUCGGCUAAAAUGUCCAGACGUAAAUCAAAGAAAAUAAGUGAAAGUGUUCAUAGCAUUAAGGGAUCGGCCCUCUGCUCUCAAUCGAACAAUUGCAUUGCAGAAUCAGAAAUCCAUAAAAGAUUUGGCUCCCUUGACAAACAAGGUUCUCACACUAAAGGUUGUAUGUCAAUGAAGUCAGCACCAGAAGAAAAAAUAGCUGCUCAAUAUUUUGUUUCAAAUUAUCCCCAUUUUGUGAGAGUUAUGAAGAAGUUCAACGUCAGUGGUUCAUACACUCUGAAAAUUCCGUAUCAGUUUUCCAUGGAACACCUGCCGAACUACAAAACAGAGAUUGUUCUUCAUAAUCUAAAUGGACAAUGCUGGACUGUGAAUUCUAUCCCCACCAUAAAGGUGCAGACCUUGCACACUUUCUGUGGAGGAUGGAUGGCUUUCGUUCGCGAUAAUGACAUCCAGAUGGGAGAUAUUUGCAUCUUCGAGCUUGUUGGGAAAUGUGAAAUGCGUGUUCACAUAUGUGGAAUCGGGAAGAAAGGGUUGAACUAUCAAAAUGGAACAAGGAAUUUGCCCAUGCCAUGAAAUCCAGAUGAAAGUUGAUCUGUAACCUAACUGCUGGUGAACUUCCUGAAUGGUGAAAACAGCUCUUGUUUUGCUGCAAGCGUAAUGGAAUAACUAGUAAAAGAAAGUUGAUAAAGACAACUUCGUUUAUGGUUUAUAGAUGUCGCUAUUAACUGUAAACUUUUGCUGCAUGUAGUCAUUGCAUCUGUAAAUGAAAUUUAGUUGCCUUGAAACUCAGUCCAGGCCUUUGGUAUAUUCAUAAGUAACCUUAGGCAAGUGUUUGCUUCAAAGGCAAGGAGAAUUAAGGCAGUGUGUAUAGCUUGUAGUUAGACAUCAUCAGAGCUUUGUGCGGUUAAGAUUGGUUUCGUGUUUAUAUGUUGUCUUUUGCAACAGCUUGAUUUUGCCUUCUCGUACUGUGUAGUGGACCAAAAAGCUCAAAAGCAAAAGCACACAAUGCCACAUAUAUGGUUAAUGCCGGCUUGCCCUUGAA
Molecule: messenger RNA, 2294 nt
Organism: Sesamum indicum (sesame)
Lineage: Eukaryota; Viridiplantae; Streptophyta; Magnoliopsida; Lamiales; Pedaliaceae
Source: RefSeq, a predicted model, not a curated record